Molecule: messenger RNA, 2037 nt
Organism: Adineta steineri
Lineage: Eukaryota; Metazoa; Rotifera; Eurotatoria; Adinetida; Adinetidae
Source: the annotation of a GenBank genome assembly
AUGAAUGAAAUAGGUGAAGAAACUGUUUUCAUACCCCAAGUUUCGAAUACGAAUCAAAUUCAUCGAAAAUUCCAUAAUAAUCAACAUCUGAAAGAAUUUAUUCUAUGGUUUAUUUUAUUAAUUUGUCUUUUACUUCUUGCUGGUCCAUUUACACAUCAUCUAUCCUAUUCUGUACCAACAGUAAAAACACGAACAAGUGCACGUCAUGUAUUUAUAAGUAAUACACGUGGAAAUUUUGAUGCACGGGAUUAUCUUAUUUUACAAAUAAAACGUAUUUGCUCACCAAAUAAAAGACAUAUUCAAUGUGAACUUAAUCUUCAAAAUUUUACUGAUUCUCAACACAAUCAAUUACAAAAUAUUUUUGUUCGUAUAUUAAAUACACUUAAUAAAUCUCGAAAUAUACCGAGUGUAAUGCUAACUGCUCAUUACGAUUCAGUGGAAUUUAGUCCUGGAGCUGGUGAUGAUGGUUCGGGUCUUGUUAUUAUACUUGAACUUUUAUCGAAUUUAAUUAAUGAUUUAACAAUAAAUUUUUCUAAUGUUCAUUUGGUUAUACUAUUUACAAAUGCCGAAGAGUCAGAACUACAAGGUGCACUAGCAUUUAUUACUGAUCAUCGUUGGCGUUUUAAUAUUCGCCAUUUUUUUAGCAUUGAUUCAAUCAGUUGCAAUGACGUAGCUGAUCUAUUACAAACAACAUCAUCACAGCUUAUCAUUGAUUAUAGUCAAGUGGCAAGACUACGUACGAAUGUAAUCCUACAGAAAAUUCCAAAAUGGAUUCCAUUCAGUAGUGAUUAUGAUGUUUUCAUAUUGAACAAUUCUCGAUUCGGAUACGAUUUUGGUUUUCUUCCUGAUGGUUACACAUAUCAUACAUCAUCGGAUCACAUAUCAACAUGUAAACAAGGUAUUAUUCAAGAUCUUGGUGAUACUCUUGCUAUAUUAAUUCGUAAUAUACUUCUUGAAAAUAACCAACAGUUGAACAACAUGAACGAUACAGAUCCUUUAAUUUAUUUUGAUAUUCUUGGUCGAUAUUUGAUGAUAUAUAAACUAUCAACAUCAGUAUUAAUUCAGAAGAUUUUAAUUGUAUUCAUUAUUAUUAUUGGUAUAAUUCGAAUUAUAUUCGAUCAUAUAUAUCGUCGACAACAAAAUUUCUCAUGUAAUGAUUUUCAUUGUAUUUAUUUUCGAUUUAAAAAUCCAUUGACUAUUCGUAUUCUUUCUAUCAUUAUAUAUUCGAUUUCUAAUAUUCUAUCAAUGAUUAUUGGCGUUGUAUUUUCAUUGAUUUUAGCAUGUAUUGUAUCAAUGAUUCAACCUGUUUCAUGUUAUGGAUGGUUUUCUACUGGCAAUAUGAGUCAUGGACGAUAUAUUCACACCGCAUCUGUGUUAUCAAAUGGAAACGUAUUAGUUGCUGGUGGAGAAAGCAUCGGAGAUAUUGCUUUAAAUAGUGCUGAGCUUUAUGAUUCAUCAACAGGUGCUUCGACACCUACGGGUAAUAUGACUAAUGCACGAUACGCUCACACAGCAUCUGUGUUAUCAAAUGGGAAAGUAUUAGUCACUGGUGGUACGAUCGAUCGUAUUAUUGCUAUAAAUAGUACUGAAUUGUAUGAUCCAUCAACAGGUACUUGGGCACCUACUAUUAGCAUGAUGAAUGCACGAGCAGCUCAUACAGCAUCUGUAUUAUCAAAUGGAAAAGUAUUAGUUACUGGUGGACAGACUAAUGACACGAGCUUUUUAAAUAGUGCUGAGCUGUAUGACCCAUCAACAGGUACUUGGACAAUUACUGAUAGCAUGACUUAUACACGAUCUACUCAUACAGCAUCUAUAUUAUCAAAUGGAACAGUAUUAGUUACUGGUGGUAUAGGUAAUGGUAAUAUUAUUUUUAAUACUGCUGAACUGUAUGAUCCAUCAACAGGCGCUUGGACAACUACUAGUAACAUGGCUGAUGCACGAUAUUAUCCCAUGGCAGCUGUAUUAUCAAAUGGAAAAGUAUUAGUUACUGGUGGAUUUAAUGGUAUCAUUGCUUUAAGUAGUACAGAGCUAUAUUAA